This is a messenger RNA of Lactuca saligna, 1859 nucleotides long. Lineage: Eukaryota; Viridiplantae; Streptophyta; Magnoliopsida; Asterales; Asteraceae. The record is from the annotation of a GenBank genome assembly.
AUGAAUAACGUCGUCCCAGUACUCGGGAUCGCCUGCAACAUGCUUCCCAAUUCAAUACCAACUCUUUCAUCGUCAUUAACAACCCCUCUUGCAGUCAUCAUCACCAUUAUCCUCUUCUUCUUCGCCAAGUUUAUUAGAAACAAACCUCCAUGCCAACAUCCACUGCCACCGGGUCCAACCCCUUUACCGUUCAUCGGAUGCUUCAUCCAAAUGCUCUUAAAUCGUCCAACUUUCCGUUGGAUCCAUAAACUCAUGACCCAGUUCAAGACCCCGAUCCUUUGCAUCCGGUUAGGACCAUCUACGCAUGUUAUUGCAGUCUCCUGUCCAAACCUAGCAUGUGAGUUCUUGAAAAAGCAAGAUGAAGUAUUUUCUUCAAGGCCUGUCAUACUAUCAGCUGAUCUGGUCAUCCUAUCAUCAUCAACACACAAAUGGCUCCAACCCAAAAGAGACGAAGAAGCCAAUCACUUGCUUAGGUAUAUUUGCAAUCAAAUAGAGAAACAAGAUACCACAACCAAUGGAGGGUUAGUAAAUAUUCGACUCACGACCCAACAUUUUUGUGGAAACUUGAUAAGAAAGAUGGUUUUUGGGAAAAGGUUCUUUGGGGACGGAAUGCAAGAUGGAGGGCCAGGUGAAGAAGAAACUGAGCAUGUCACGUCUGUUUUAAUCUUGCUCAAGUAUCUUUACGCAUUUUCCAUCACUGACUAUUUCCCAUGGUUGGGAGGGAAGACAGAUUUUGAUGGCCAUGAAAAGAUCUUGAAGACUGCCAUCCAAAGAGUUCGUAAGUAUCAAGAUCCAUUGAUCGAUGAACGAAUUCAAAUGUGGAAUGAAGGAGUGAGAAAGGUAGACAAUGAUUUGCUUGAUGUUCUUAUCAACCAUGGAAAACCUAAGCUCACAUCAGAAGAGAUCAAAGCCCAGAUUAUAGAACUAAUGAUAGCCACGAUUGAUAAUCCCUCCAAUGCAAUAGAGUGGGCGAUGGCUGAGAUGCUCAACGAACCAACAAUCCUAAAGAGAGCAAUCGCGGAACUCGACCAUGAGGUAGGUCGCCAACGUCUGGUCGAAGAGCGAGACCUUCACAAACUCAAUUACAUAAAAGCAUGCAUCAAGGAGGCCUUCAGGCUUCAUCCUUUCUUACCUUUCAAUCCACCACAUGUUUCAAUCAUGAAUACAACUGUUGCUGGCUACUUCAUACCGAAGGGUAGUCAUGUCUUGCUUAGUCGUCCUGGGCUUGGAAGGAAUCCAAAUGUGUGGAAAGAUGCGUUAAAGUUUGACCCUGAUCGACAUCUUGAUGAAGAAGGAAAGCAAGUGGUUCUAUCAGAUAAUGAGAUGAGGAUGGUUUCGUUUAGCACUGGGAGACGUGGGUGUCCAGGAGUGGUGUUGGGGUCAACAAUUACGACGAUGAUGUUAGCAAGAAUGCUUCAAGCGUUCACCUGGGAGGUGCCACAUAAUGAGUCGGGGAUUAAGCUUGUGGAAAAUCAAGAUGACCUCAGCUUGGCGAAGCCACUUUUAGUGGUUGCUAUCCCACGGCUACAUCAAUCUCUCUACCCAAAAUUUUGAAUGGAAUAAAAAUUUCUUUCUAUUUUCGAUGGUUAAAGUAUAAAGUAAUGUUUUUAAAUUGACAAAGUAGAUAUGUUGAUGAUUUAAAAUAAAAAUAUGUUUUUGUUUUGAAUUAAAAAUGAAAAUAUAUUGUUUGUGUUUUAACGGUUUGGAAAUAAAUCCACAUCCACUAAAAAGAAUUAUAAACGUUUAUAAUUUCGUUGAAUAUUCAUCUAUGAGUUGAACAGAAUGGGGCUCAACGAUUGUGACCGGUGCCCUUUAAUUAAUAUAUAUAGUUUUUUUUUAUAAUUUACAAUACUUUUUUU